Porites evermanni is the source of this 381-nucleotide messenger RNA. The record is from the annotation of a GenBank genome assembly. NCBI's taxonomy places the organism in Eukaryota, Metazoa, Cnidaria, Anthozoa, Scleractinia, Poritidae.
AUGGGACGGGCCCAGAGACGCCGUGCCGCGCCUCAAUCCCGGCAACGACGACGACGACGUUCGCAACGCGGGGGCAAGUUAUUUGAUGUUCAGAAGUUAUUGACCAAGACGGGGAUGGAAUUUCAUUGGCUCGGUUAUCAGUACAUGGGACCUGGGACCCAUUUGGAAAAUCGACUGGCCCGCGGUGAUCCAGGCAUCAACAAGUUAGACAGGAUUGCCAAAGCCCAUGACAUUGACUAUGGCAAAGCCAAGGACUUGAAAGACAAAUGGGCCGCCGAUCGCAAGAUGAUUGCCAAGAUUGAUAAACUACCCGAUCGUAAAACCCUGAUAGAACGUAUUGUUAAAAAUAUCAUGAAAGCUAAACUCAAGUUGGGCAUGUAA